AUUUUUUGACAGUUCAACUGUGAACCACUUUUUUACCGUAGUUUGACACAGCUCCUGACAUUUUUACAUAAUAUUCUUCCUAAAGGGCCGGAAGCUACAAACGAUGUCACUAACACAAGUUGUACGUAGUUGCAGCCGAUUUGCUGCUACAGCAAACACACUGCGUGUGACUGCCGCAGUUUCAUCCACUGUCCAGCCACAAUUGCGUAUGAUGCACAGGAUUAACGUCAACACACCUGCCAUGAGCAUUUUGCUGCAGCAACAUACAUACAAAACAAAGUCAUACGAGAUUCGCAACUAUGCAUCAGCUAAACGUAGUUUGGAGGAAAUUCAAGAUCGUGUUUUGAAAGUAGUUGCAAGCUAUGAUAAAAACAAAUCUGCCUGGCAAUCACAAUCGGUGCGAAACUAUUCUGCAAAGCCGCCACUUACACUUAAAUUGAUCAGCGAACGUGUCUUACUCGUACUGAAACUCUAUGACAAGGUUGAUCCUAGCAAGCUCAGCGUGGACUCGCAUUUCAUUAAUGAUCUUGGUCUCGACUCACUGGACCAUGUUGAGGUGAUUAUGGCGAUGGAAGACGAAUUUGGUUUCGAAAUUCCCGAUUCAGAUGCCGAAAAGUUGCUUAAGCCUGCCGACAUCAUAAAAUAUGUUGCCGACAAGGAAGACAUAUACGAUUAAGCAGUUAAAAUAUUAGACCUGUAAAGGAUAGUAAUACACACAAGUGAAAUGUAAUUUGAUUGGCCACACGAAAUACGUGUAAUUUACUUUUACUGUUAAACCAAAUACAAACUAAAAGAAUAAAAUGUAUGUAUUCAUUAGCAUUAAA
Anastrepha ludens (Mexican fruit fly) is the source of this 824-nucleotide messenger RNA. It is a transcript of the gene ND-ACP, whose product is annotated as acyl carrier protein, mitochondrial. Gene Ontology annotation, biological process: fatty acid biosynthetic process. Gene Ontology annotation, cellular component: mitochondrion. The record is from RefSeq and is a predicted model, not a curated record. Gene Ontology annotation, molecular function: acyl binding; acyl carrier activity. The transcript has 5 exons. NCBI's taxonomy places the organism in Eukaryota, Metazoa, Arthropoda, Insecta, Diptera, Tephritidae. Bases 104 to 676 code for a protein of 190 amino acids.